GCAAGAACAAAGCGAGUCCGGCUGCGUGUAUCGAUCCCUGUAUUUCACGCGAUCUAAAGCAAGAUCCAUGCUAUCGUGCGUGGUUGUUUUUUCUCCCGAUUUUCAGAGGAUCUCCAUCUCCAUCUCCUUCAUAUAGGAUCCUUUUCGUGUUACCAACAUGUCUCAGCGACAACUAAAAGAAGUAGAGUCCUAAUUAAACAACAUCUGAACGUUUUUUAGAGCGGGUCGAAUACCUUCAGCUUGAUUGAGAGAUAUUACCUGUACAUACUUCAUAGGUCACUCAUCAAGUAGUCCAUCAAGUUCGAGUGUAGCUAGUUCAUCGGCCGGAGUCUUUUUGUUUCCCAUUCCCCCUAUUUGCAAAGGCCCAAACUUUUCACACAGAAGGGGUUCUGCGAAAGAUAUACGAAAACUUUGCCAAAUUAUGUCGUCCAAAAAGUGGGACUUCAAGCUGGAGUCCAGCUCGAACGUGCUGGUUGCGCAAGAGAAAUCCACCGCGCUGGACAAGAUCGACCCAAGUCUGGGCUGGAAAGCGGAUGACAGCACAAUAUCAACGGUAACGGGCCAACCAAAGAAGGCAGCGGUGGACAAAACGUUUUUAGAUAGGAAAGCCUGGGAAGCGGUCAUGCAGCCAUGUCAAGCGGUAUAUUGAUGGUUUGAUUCUUCUUAUUGCAUGCGCGUGCAUUUUUACAGAUCGAGUCCUGAUGGUGCAAUGACGUGCAUGGCAAAUGAAAAUGAUCUGAUACAUCUACUAACCCUCACAGGUUUUCAUGAACAUGUUCAUGCUCUGGAUGAUGGGCAGCAACCCGGGGAUUUUCGGAAUUAUGAUGCUCGCGUACGCGUACAGCAGCGGUAUCGCGCAGUUGAAAAACGUCAACAACGUCUUCCUGCCCUUCUCCCAGCAGGGCGUAGACUGCAGUUUCCAGAAAAUUGCUUACGUCGUGAUCUGCGUCGCGGUGCUUGGGUACUUGACGUAUAGUGCCAGUGGGAUGGGUUUAUUGCCGACGCAGACGGGGGACUGGAUCUCGAAAAUCCCCUACGUGCCGAUACAGGAGCGGAUCAUUUAACUGUAGUGCAAGAAGAGCAAAAACGCUUUCGAUGUACUUUGGCGACAACAAACCGCACCGUAAUGAAAACGACAUUUCCACCACGGCAAAAAAUAUGACCUUUAUUACUCCACGACGGAGAUGGGGUGCUAGAGAUCAUC
This is a messenger RNA of Amoebophrya sp. A120, 1204 nucleotides long. Lineage: Eukaryota; Dinophyceae; Syndiniales; Amoebophryaceae. The record is from the annotation of a GenBank genome assembly.